Messenger RNA from Bactrocera latifrons, 1809 nucleotides. It is a transcript of the gene beta3GalTII, whose product is annotated as beta-1,3-galactosyltransferase 6. Gene Ontology annotation, biological process: glycosaminoglycan biosynthetic process. The record is from RefSeq and is a predicted model, not a curated record. Bases 445 to 1614 code for a protein of 389 amino acids. NCBI's taxonomy places the organism in Eukaryota, Metazoa, Arthropoda, Insecta, Diptera, Tephritidae. The transcript has 2 exons. Gene Ontology annotation, cellular component: membrane. Gene Ontology annotation, molecular function: UDP-galactosyltransferase activity.
UCCUUUAGCAAUGUUGCGCCUUUUACAGAAAUCUACAGCGGAAGUAAAAUUUUGUACAUAAAUACAUAAAAACCAUCGAUAUGGCAACACUAUAUUUACUUUUGUCAAUAAAACAAAUGGAAAAAUCGGUAGCGAGCAGAUUUUGGCGCAGCGCGUAUUGUAAACACAUAUUUAAUAUUUUUCUGUAUCGUUGAAUAAUUUCAAUAAAUGCAAUUUGUAGGCAACAUGUAAGGUUGAGUGAAAAAAUUACUACAGCACACACACACACUAACACAUGAAUUCGAGAACCAAGCACCCGGGCACAGGUCGAGUAUAGUUUAAUUGACUUUUACUAACUACAGUUGCACUAAAAGCUUCAAAAUUAUUCGUCCAACUGCACGUUCGCUUCAAACACGCCAGACAGAGCGUGAAUUCAAGACUUCCAGCACUGUUCAUACACACAAAAUGAGGCGUAUGAAUAAUUUAAUAACACUCUUUACCGCAAUGGCAGCUUUUUUCUUCGGCUGCUUUUUGAGUAAUAUGUUGAAUAACGCUGAAAAAUGCUUGAUACAUAAAAGCGGUGUUAGCCAAAUUGACCCACAUCCGGAUAUUUUCCUUAUGAUAUUAGUUAUAACAGCGCCGAAAAAUGUUAAUCGUCGACUAACAAUGCGUCAAACUUGGUUGCGACUCGGACAGCCAUUGGAUAUGACUUACUACCCGGAAAAUUUAGUUUACAUGCCCAAAUAUGACGAGAGUGGUCAUUUACAAAUGGAGACCGUGUCCGAUCAAUCGAAUCGUUUGGCCGCGUAUCUGCAUUGGUACGAUAACAAUCUGAAUAAUCCUGAAUCAACGCGCAGAAUUAUUAAAGUGAAACAUUUCUUUGCUAUUGGCACGGCGGAUAUGCCGGCUGGUUUACGCGCAGAAUUGGAUCGUGAACAGAAACUUUAUGGUGAUAUGUUGCUUUUGCCGCGCUUAAAGGAUAACUUUGAAAAUUUAACGGAAAAGAUGUUGCAUUCUAUAGAAGCGCUAACACAUCACUACGAAUAUAGUUAUCUACUUAAAACAGACGACGAUACAUACGUGAAGUUGGACAUUUUGCUUAAUGAACUGAUAUCGUAUGAUCGUAAAUUGGUGCGUAAAACGCAAGAAUACGAAGGACAACCGCCGCCAGCACUAUAUUGGGGGUACUUCCUUGGCAGAGCCAAUGUAAAGACAAAGGGGAAGUGGCGUGAUUUAAAUUACCAUUUAUCAACACAUUAUAUAACAUAUGCCUUGGGUGGCGGUUAUGUAAUUUCACGAAAAAUCUGUGAACAUAUUUCAGCAAAUGCACAAUACCUUUCCGCCUACACAAAUGAGGAUAUUUCGAUGGGUUUGUGGGUGGCACCGUUUCGAGAUGUGUAUCGACGACAUGACCCACGUUUCGAUACCCAAUAUAAACCACGUAAAUGUCGACGCUAUCACAUUGUAUUACACAAACUUAAUGAAGAAGAAAUGCAGCAAAUUGAUAAUGGUAGCAUUUGUGUUAGAGGUGACAAAGAGGAAGAAAAAGACAAUGAACAGAGUACAUCUUUAAAGCCAUAUUUUUAUGAUUGGACGAAAUCGGCUGAUAAAUGCUGUGAUACAUAUGUCAAAUAAACUCGUAAGCACAAAAUGCAGCAUACAAUAGCAGCGAAUAAUAUUUUGCACAUCUUAUUUAUGUAUAUAUGCAAGCGGAUAUGAGCAUAAAACGCGCAGUAGGUAGUAUUUAGAAAAUUCGUGUAUCUAGUGAAUACUUAAUAAAGAAAGAAAAAUAAAUACAAAUAAAAAAUAGAAUAAGCUUAACCGAGUAAA